This is a messenger RNA of Salvelinus namaycush (lake trout), 325 nucleotides long. Its product is annotated as dynein light chain 2, cytoplasmic. Gene Ontology annotation, cellular component: cytoplasmic dynein complex. The transcript is spliced from 2 exons. Bases 1 to 270 code for a protein of 89 amino acids. The record is from RefSeq and is a predicted model, not a curated record. NCBI's taxonomy places the organism in Eukaryota, Metazoa, Chordata, Actinopteri, Salmoniformes, Salmonidae. Gene Ontology annotation, molecular function: dynein intermediate chain binding; dynein light intermediate chain binding. Gene Ontology annotation, biological process: microtubule-based process; cilium assembly.
AUGACUGACAGGAAGGCAGUAAUCAAGAAUGCUGACAUGUCUGAGGACAUGCAGCAGGAUGCAGUGGACUGUGCUACCCAGGCCAUGGAGAAGUAUAAUAUAGAAAAGGACAUUGCAGCCUACAUAAAGAAGGAAUUUGACAAGAAGUAUAACCCUACAUGGCAUUGCAUUGUUGGAAGGAACUUCGGCAGCUACGUCACUCAUGAGACAAAGCAUUUCAUCUACUUCUACUUAGGGCAGGUGGCCAUCCUCCUCUUCAAGUCUGGCUGAGUUCUCUUUGAGGCCUGGAGUGCCUCUCUUCCCAACCUGGACUGUAAUGCACUGG